This is a messenger RNA of Schistosoma haematobium, 5902 nucleotides long. RefSeq names its product Craniofacial development protein 2. Gene Ontology annotation, biological process: chromatin remodeling. Gene Ontology annotation, cellular component: nucleus. The record is from RefSeq and is a predicted model, not a curated record. Lineage: Eukaryota; Metazoa; Platyhelminthes; Trematoda; Strigeidida; Schistosomatidae. The transcript has 2 exons. The coding region runs from base 3627 to 4271 and encodes 214 amino acids.
AGUCAAUAAGGAGUUAGGGAGAUUUUCAACAUCAAAGUAUCAUGCAUUAGAAAUUUGAAUAAAUACUACUAACAUAAAGAUAUAGUUUAGAUCGUUUGAGUUUUAAACGAUAUAAAAUAUUUAUCUUUACUGAAUCUUGAUAGAGUAGUAGGUUACUUCUUGAAUUAAGAUCAAAGUAAAAUAAAGACAGAAAUUAUUAGCGGUUCAAAGCUAUUUGAUUACAGAGUAUCAGGUAAUGUAUGGGAGAAAUUAUACGCAAACCAACAUGAACUAAUCAUCAUAAUUACUCGAAAUCUCCCAAAUGAACUAGUGAAAGACAGGUAAUAACUAGUGAGUAUUUAAUUUUCUUAUACACAAUCUAGAUUAUUUAAAGGAUUUAAAGAAGGAGAUCAAGCUCUAUAGAAUAUUGUUACAAAACUGUUGGAUCGGUUGUUUAAAAACCAAUAUAUAGGUUUGGAUAUGCUGAUGCCAAUUCACUGGAAGUAGUUGACAAAAAAAUCCUGAGCCUGAGUUGACACUCGUCAGUAAUGCGUAUUUUCAAUCUCGAUGGAAUUGAUGAUACCUGCAGGAUUUGAACCCAGGCUACCCAGCUUUGUAAUCUGAGAUAUUCGAACUUUUUCAUAAUUCUAACGUAUCCAGAAUUAAAAUACAACAAUAUGGAAAUAAAUUUACUAUGAUUCUUUCAUAUGUCAAUAGUUUACCAAAAUUCCAUAUUUCACUAAUAUAACUCUUCACAUUUAAAAUAUGAUCUUUAUAUAGUGUAUUUUAUUUCAAAUUAUUUCGAAUUACUAUAAGAAUGCAACAAAUAAUUGAAAUGGAAUAUUUAUUCACUUGAAAGAUUUACCAAAAAUAUAUUCAUUUAUUUAAGGCUACUACAACGAGUUGUAACAUUACAAUUACUAAGUAAGAUGAGACUAUAAUUUAUGAACGACCUUUGUGCAACGGUAAAAUAACCUUGAAAAUGUCCACUUACCAGGUUUAAAUGGAUGUUAUAUAUUAUGAUUUAUAAUUGAUGUUUAGGGUUAGGAAUUAGAUUCAACAUUUUCAUCGCGAACUGACAGAUAAAAUGUUAAAACGUUAUUUGGCCAAAUGUAUGAAUGAAUUUCACGCCAAAAUUCAAGACCUGUUAUCUUAUAUCUGAUUGGCUCGUCCAUAAAUUAUAGUCCUGAUCUUAGUAAUUCAAAAUAAAAUUGAUUUUGAUGCCAUUUCUUUAUUGCAAAACCUAUAUGAGGAUUUUUCACAAUUCAAUUUAUUACUACCUAUUCAUUUAUUUACUUGAAGUAAUUUCGUUCUAAAUGUAUAAUCAGAUGUGUUUUGAUGAUUAAUACUAUUGUGUUCAAAUUGUAGGCAGUUGAUGAGGAACUGUGAGGAAAAUAGUCAUCGGAGCCCAUCACAAAGCACGCAUAACAUGAAUACUCGAAAAAUCCGCACAUCACAUAUAGUAUAUUGUAGAUUAUGGAAAAAAUUGCCCAGUAACUAUUGAUCGAAAAUGACAAAUAAAAUUUUAAAGAGGUCAAACAUUCAGAACUAUCUUAUGAGUAAUUACUGUCUAUAUUUUCAUUAUUUAAUUACUAAGACCUCGGAUUAUUGUAUUUCUCCAUUGUCCUAUUCAAAUGCCCUAAUUUAAUCUAUUUUAAGUAAACAUUAUUGACGAAUACCAAUUAUUUCAGAACCUAGGUUUAAGGUGACAUAACGACGAUAUUCAACCAUGUAGAUUGAAAAUAAUUAUUUUCUAGUCUUGUAUAUGACUGAUACAAUGUUUAUAUUGUAGUAGGGAUUGAAAAUGUAAUGCUAAUCAAUACAUAGUUGAAAUAAAGUGAAGAGGAAGGAAAACAGAGAGCACUUUGGAGUAUGAAGAAGUAUGUACAGGAUAAAUGAAGAUGUCCAAAUAAUGUAUGAUUCUCAUAUUUGACAAAGGCACUGUGUAAUUUACACUAAACAAUCAACUUGUUUUACCCACUAGUGUUAGAUAUAAUUACAAAUAUACAUUUAUUUCCAUUCGGAGUUUGCAUGUUGUUUUCUCUUCAUUUAUGAAGUCUCGAAAAGAUGGACCUCAUGACCUAACUUUAUUAGUGUCAGGACUUAUGUUUCUGUCAAAUAUCAUGUGGGAAAAUCGCCAAUCACAGGAUCAACUCCUAUGACCUUGUUCAUGGGUUAAAUAAUGGCACGUAAACCAGUACGAGCAGCCUUAAGUCAACUCUGAAUCCAUACGGGUCCGUGAUAUAGUAGCUUCUCGACUAACACAAUCGGUCCAAUCUAGAACACAAAUAUCAGCCUCGACCGCAUGAAUCAUAUAUUUCAGAUAUACUUGGAUUAUAUGCAAGCAGACCAGAUCGCACCAAGCUAUAAAAUAAGGAAUAGUAAUUAUGCAAGAUCAAGCCAAAUGAAGCUGAGAGUAUUCACCAUUCAUCUGAUCUUCUUCAUAUAAGAAUAGUGUUUAUUUGACCUAUUAUUAACAAAACGGUUAUCCCAGAAAAAUAAAAAGCAGAUUUUAUACCGUAGUUGAAGAACAUCUCAUAGAUUAAAGUUAAACUACUUAGACUAUUCGGAAUAGAAUUAAAGCACAAAUAUAAAAAAUAAAUUCUACACUAUAAUAUAUAGAUUGUAGAACAAAAAAAAGGAUAGACAGACCAAAUAUUACCGAUAAAAUAGAGUGACAAAUAUACUUGCGAAAAAUAGAUCAAGAAAGAUCAAUCGUUUCGCUUUUCACCAUCAUCUAGGUCAACUGGAAUUUCAUUGUAUCGUUUCUCAUUUUACUGCAUGUGAACAGAUGCUCGCAUUCCUUUGACUAAGAAAUUACUGAAAGCUUGGGUAGUUGACAGGCUCAUUAAUUCGAUCAAUCAACAAUCAUUGGCAACGUUAACCUUCACAUUAUCUGUCAAAAAGCAAAACGUCUAUUCCAAAAGAUAUUCCAAUUGAAUAAGAGUAAAAUAUAACAGUUUCUCACAACUCAUCACACUUAAAAGUUCUAGGACAAGCUAAUAAAACAGUAGUGAAAUGAAUGGGAUAUGGCGUUAAUCAUUUUAGAUGUGUAGUGUUUACAGUAUUGUCUAAGAGGACAAUGAAAACUUCAUGGUUGAAGCGAUCAGUUGGUCAGUCAAUUUUAAACAAUGAAGAACCUGACACAGGUAAAUUGGUUAACGUUAUCACGCUACAUCAGAACAGUGAGAUAAACUUAUCAAGACAGGUACCAGAGUAGUAACUGGAGUAAAAAUAUCAGUAGUAGUAGAGAACGUUAUCCGUUCAUAAUUUGAUUCGAGACGAAGCAAUGAACUCACUGAGCAAAAACUACGGACUCCAACUGGAGCCCCUCCGGGGGCCGCUGUCGGUCACAAGCCCUGAUAAAGCAGGAGGGCUAAGCAUGGGGUUAGCGAUCCCAUCCCGUAGAAAACUAACUCGCUAAAAGAGUGCUAACCGGAAAUAAUUAUUCAAACCUUUUAAACUCUGCCCUGGGAGUCAGAAGGUCUUCAUUUAGAAGUGUUAUGACGCCUCAUGAUGAAAGCCGAGUUCCUUCGGAAGUCAUGAGGACGAUGCCCCUUCUGACAACCAGAGCAACCACUUAUUUAGGUACAUGGAAUGCUCGUACAAUAUGAGGGACUGGGAGAGUCUUCCAAAUCGCUACAGAAAUGAGGAGAUACAACCUGGAAGUGCUUGGAAUCAGCAAAACACAUUGGACACAAGUUGGACAACAACGACUAGCUUCAGGAGAGCUUCUGUUAUACUCCGGCCAUGAAGAAGAAAAUGCACCACAUACACAAGGAUUUGCAUUGAUGCUGUCCAAACAAGCGCAAAAUGCGCUUAUAGGAUGGGAAUCUCAUGGACCAAGGAUCAUCAAAGCCUCCUUCAAAACAAAGAAAGAGGACAUUUCAAUGAACGUCAUCCAAUGCUAUGCGCCUACCAACGACUACAAUGAAGACGCUAAAGAUCAAUUCUACAAUAGGCUGCAGUCAAUCGUUGAGAAGUGCCCAACAAAGGACCUGAACAUUCUGAUGGGAGAUUUAAAUGUCAAGGUUGGAAUGGACAACACCGAAUAUGAAGACGUCAUGGGAAGACACGGACUGGGAGAAAGGAACGAAAACGGUGAGAGAUUUGCAAACCUAUGUGCCCUCAAUAAACUGGUCAUAGGCGGCGCUGUAUUCCCACAUAAACACCAUUCGCAAAACCACAUGGACUUCACCGGAUCACACUACGCAAAACCAAAUCGACCAUAUCUGCAUCAACAAAAAGUUCAGGAAGACGAUGGAGGACGUGAGAACCAAGAGAGGAGCUGAUAUAGCAUCAGAUCAUCACUUGCUCAUCGCCAAGAUGAAACUGAAACUCAAGAAGCUGUAGUGUCAGUUAUUAUGCCAAGCCCAUAUACCUUAUUCUAUCUUUCGGACAUCCCAUUUUAUUCAUUCUGCUUGAGCUAUACUUUGACCUUGUUAUUUAUUCGCUUAUCAAUCUAGACUGUUUUUAUAUGAGCGUAUAUGUGUGUGCCCUUCUUAUUCCAUUAAUCACAUGUCUGUAGCUUUAUUUUGUCUGACUAUAAAUAUUGAGUAACGCUUGACAAAGAUGGAGUUGGCUUCCCAGCCAUCUUCCCUGCGCGUCAUUUUGCUCUGUUCUAUUACAUUCACUUUACAUACAAAAUAUAUGUAUUCAAAGGUCAUUCUCGUUAAUUGACUUAUCUAAAUUGCGUUAUUGACUAACGUGAUUUAAGUCGACUAUGAUAUACGAGAAUCAGCGAUAACAAACAUUUAUACAAUCUAAAAGGGAGUCAGAUCCCCGGGCCCCAUAAAGCACUGGACAACGGGACAGACAAUAUCACAAUAGUUUAACACGGCUUUUCUUCGGGAUACUGACAGACUCAACGAAUUCAAGAUAGUCCUCAGCAAUAGAUUCCAGGCAGUUCAUGAUCUACUCAAUGGAGAGCAGCUGGAAAGGGAUAAAAGAGGCGAUCACUUCAACAUGUUAUGAGGUUCUGGAUCGCAAGAAGCCCCAUCACAAGGAAUGGAUCACUGUUGAUACACUGGAUAAGAUUCAAGAAAGGAGGAACAAGAAGGCAGCAAUCAAUACCAGCUGAAUAAGAGCAGAAAAAGCCAAGGCACAAGCUAAAUACACAGAAGUAAACGAACAAGUGAAGAGGAGCAUCAGAACCGACAAACGUAAAUAUGUGGAAGACUUAGCAAUGACGGCGGAAAAGGCUGCAAGAGAAGGAAACAUGAGAGAACUGUCCGACACGACAAAGAAACUGUCUGGAAAUCACCGUUAAGCAGAACGACCAGUGAAAAGCAAGGAAAGCAAGGUAAUCAACAACAUUGAAGAACAACAAAACAUGUGGGUAGAACACUUCGAAGUACUCUUGAAUCGACCAACCGCACUGGACCUACCCAACAUCAAAGUAGCACUCACGGACCUCCAAAUCGAUGUUGGCCCACCAACAAUUGAAGAGAUAAGCAUGGCCAUCAGACAAAUCAAGAGUGGCAAAGCAGCAGGACCAGACACCAUUCCAGCAGAGGCACUGAAAACAGACGUAGCAGUAACUACAGGGAUACUCGACAUUCUCUUCAGUAAGAUUUGGGAUGAGGAACAAGUACCAAAAGACUGGAAAGAAGGACUUCUGAUCAAAAUACCAAAGAAAGGCGAUCUCAGCAAGUGUGGUAACUACAGGAGCAUCACUCUUCUCUCAAUACCGGGAAAAGUCUUCAACAGGAUAUUGUUAAACAGCAUGAAGGACUGCGUAGAUUCCCAACUUCGUGACCAAUAGGCAGGAUCCCGUAAGGAUAGACCGUGUACAUACCAACUCUACGAAUCAUUGUGGAACAAUCAAUUGAAUGGAAUUCAUCACUCUACAUCAACUUCAUUGACUACGAGAAAGCAUCUGACAGCAUAGACAGAGCAACACUAUGGAAGCUUCUUCGACACU